AUGAAUAAGUUUAUCAUAGUUUUAAUUGUCGGCACCUGCAUUGCCUCUGCUUUGGCCACCGAUUAUUGUUCAGCCAAGUUAUGUAGUAAAGGCGUAACACAUGUUGCCUGUGGGAAGAAGGAAUUUUUCGACACCUGCCCAUCCAAUGCUGCCUUUGUCAAAAUCGAUGACACUUUGAAAGAAGAAAUUGUCCGAGCGCACAAUGAAAAACGUAAUCUGGUUGCCGGAGGUGGAGUAAAUGGUCUGGAACCUGCUUGUCGUAUGGCCACCAUGGAAUGGGAUGAUGAAUUGGCUGCUGUUGCUGCCUACAAUGUUCUCAAAUGUAAAAUGGCUCAUGACAAGUGUCGCAAUACUGAAACCUUUAGAUAUGCUGGUCAGAAUUUGGCUUGGCGCUCAUUCUGGGGCCAGCAAAGUUAUAGCACACUUUUCAAAAAAUCCUUUGCCAUGUGGUAUGAUGAAGUUAAGGAUGUUAAAAUGGAAUAUCUCAAUGAGUUCCCUAAGGGCUACAAGGGACCUCAAAUUGGUCACUUCACUGUUAUGAUGGCCGAUCGCAAUAUCCGUGUGGGUUGUGCCGCUGCCACUUAUGAUGACACCAGAAUCGAUGGUGAUAGACAAAUCUUCUUGAUUGCCUGCAACUAUGCUACCACAAAUAUGUUGGGUUUCCCCAUCUACAAGAACUGCAGCUCUCCAGCCACAUCAUGCUCAACGGGUACAAAUCCUGAUUAUCCUAAUUUGUGUUCCACCUCGGAAGUUUAUAAUGUUAACAAGUGGUAUUAG
Messenger RNA from Musca vetustissima, 777 nucleotides. Its product is annotated as antigen 5 like allergen Cul n 1-like. Lineage: Eukaryota; Metazoa; Arthropoda; Insecta; Diptera; Muscidae. The transcript has 3 exons. The coding region runs from base 1 to 777 and encodes 258 amino acids. The record is from RefSeq and is a predicted model, not a curated record.